Molecule: messenger RNA, 4712 nt
Organism: Dendronephthya gigantea
Lineage: Eukaryota; Metazoa; Cnidaria; Anthozoa; Malacalcyonacea; Nephtheidae
Exons: 3
Coding region: 270-4712 (1480 amino acids)
Biological process (GO): mRNA 3'-end processing by stem-loop binding and cleavage
Cellular component (GO): U7 snRNP
Molecular function (GO): U7 snRNA binding
Source: RefSeq, a predicted model, not a curated record
UAUUCGUGUCAUUCCACCUGUUACCUCGCAACACCCGCGUGGGCGAAAAAAAAAACAGGCAUAAUAUUGUAAAGAGUCACGUUUAUUUUAGUUCGUAACGAAUGCUGUUUGCUCUUCAACUCUUUUGGUAUGCUUUUUAUAAAAAAUACCAGAAAUUAAACAUUUAAAAUGAAGCAGCAAGGUUUCUAAGUUCAUUGCCAACCUCAAGGUCCACUAUAUUUUGCUUACAUGAAAUAAUAGUGAAUAAUUUCAAAAUAUCCAAAUCAAACAUGGCGGCGAAGAAGAGCGGGCGAAGAUGUCAAGGCGAACUGAAUUUUAUGUCUGCUUCGUUCAACCCUUUGUUAGCAUUAUACAGCAAGAACCUACAGCCUCCUUUUCCGAAUGCACGUAUACUCAACACCAUUUGCGAGUACGCAAAGUCUUUGAAAGAGGUAAAAAAUGAGGAGAAAGACAACGAUGUCGCAAACAGGUUGAAGAAUAUAGCAGAGAACAGGUUGGCGAAGCUACGCAAUCGUAAGCGAGAUCCUAGCAAGUUGGAGCAUUUGAUGAAAGUGAAAAGCCAGACUGAUGGCAUCGUGGAAAAAGUCACCAUGUUGGAGAAGGCAAAAAGAAAGGGAAAACAGAUGAACGUCUUAGAAAGGAUGGAAGUGAAAUACAAGGAAGGUCCUCUGAGUGUGCUGUACAAUUGCAUAGAAAAAAAGGCAAAGUUGAAGGUCUGGACACGGAGGUUAAAUGGGUUGCGUGGAGUUUGCGUUGGAUACCUUGUGGCGUUUGAUAAACACAUGAAUCUGGCCAUGAUGGAUGUCGACGAGAUGUUUGCAAUCGAGGAAGAAGUUAUAGUUGACCCGGCUGAGGAAAUGAUGGAGUCUUUGGAAAGAAUUGAGCGAAAGAAAGAGAAGAAAAGGAAAUGGCGAAGAAAGAAACGAGAAACAUUAAGACAGCGAGGAAAAGGGGAAGGCGAGGUCUUGAGUGUGGAAGCGAUCAAAGAAGAAAGUGGAAAUGUGAACUUUGAGGGUAAAGAAUGUUUCUCUAGCAAUACUGAUGGUGUGAGUUUUGACAACAAAACCACAGCAGAGAAUUGUUCUACCCCAUCGCUUGAUUCAAAUACGGACGACAACGAAGAUAGUGGGAGGAACGAUAAUUUGGGGGAGGAAACUCCAAGUUCAACUUGUGAAGUUGAUCUUGGAGAAAGGAAAGAGACUGCUACUAAUAUGGACGUGUCGAAUUCUGAUCUAAGUAAGGACAAUGAAAGUUGCAAAAUAGUUACGAAGGAUAUUGAUUUUGUCGACUCAAAUUUGGAGCAGAAACAGGACGAGUUGUGUCAAAUUGAAAUUGUCCAAAAUGACAACAGAGAGGCUUUAGAAAAUGAUUUUCAAAGAUCAGAACCGAGUGAUAUCGCUAUAAAAAAGGACUCCAUUGAUAAGAAAGAAACGGGGGAUUUACCCAGUAAUUCUUUGGAAAAAUAUACACCUCUGACACGAAGUCCUUCAAGAGAUAUGGCAAGUAAAACUGAUCAAAAAAGAAAAGCUUUUUGCCGUGGUGUGGGAGAGAUGGAGCUGGCAAAAAAGAGUAGCGAUUCAGGCGAAAUUUCUGCAAGAGAAAUGGAAAGCCAUGGUGAUGUUAGCUUGACGGAGACGACAAGUAAUCAAGUUACAAUUUUUAAUAUUUUAGAUGAAGUACAAGGAACGGAAACCGAACUAAAAAAAGCUGAAACUUUGUUGCCAAAUGAGCAGAAUAAUGACUCAUAUGAAUGCAAGGCAAGCGCUGUUUUGCAGAGUAAUGUAUUAGCCAUGGAGUUUGACGAAGGAUCUCAGGAUUCGACUGUAUUUGAUGAGACAGUUUCGCGAGAGAGCUCAGCGUUGUUGGAAACAGUCACCUUGCAUCAUACGAUUACGUACGGUAUGGAAGAGAGUGUGGGUGCAAUGAAGCACCUGCCUUGUGAAGAGGUGGUUGGUGAUUAUAGGGAGAGUGAUAAUGAAGCAGAUGGUGGAGGUGGUGAUAACCUCGAGGUUGGUACUGUGAUGAGUAUGGUUGCUGAAGAAGAAGGUAACAACAGCCAAGUUGGUUUCUCUUAUGAUGACGAUACUGAAGAUAAUAAAGAGAUUGUUGAUAGUUCCAUGCCUGAGGAUAGUGAGGGAACAGUGGAGAACAAUGAGGAAACGGUAGCGGAUGAUGAGGGAACGGUUGAAGAUAAUGAGGGAACGGUUAUGGAUAAUGAGGGAAUGGUAAAGGAUGAGGGAAGGGUUGAGGAUAAUGAGGGAACGGUUGAGAAUAACGAGGGAAUGGUAAAGGAUGAGGGGACGGUAGAGGAUAAGGAACGAAUGGUAGAGGAUAAAAAGGAUGAAUAUGUUGAUAAGCGUGUUGAAGAAACCAACGGUGAAGAGAAGCAGCCUAAAAUAAUUGAAGAAGAGUUGAUCAAGUCUACGCAUGAUUCUCAAUCUUGUAAUGUUCUGGAAAUAACGAAACAAGAAAACAUCAAAGAAACAGAAGAAGAACUCAGAAUCAAGGACGAGUCUCAUGACGAUUGCUCUGAUUUUAAGGAAGAUGAGAAUAGAAUGGAACAGCGGUUUCCUGAUGAUGCAGAAGCGAAAUCUACCAUUGGCUCUGAAUCAGGUGAUAUCAUUGAUACGAGAAGAGGAGAAAAUGUUGAUGAGAAAGAGGAGGGGGAACUGAGUUCCAGUGAUGUCGAAAAAAGCGUGGAAGAAGAGUGCAAACCGUUUAGACAGGAUAUCAAGAAGUUGGAGAAUGUUUCAGCCCUUAAAUCGCACGAGAAAUCUAGUACUCGUCAAAAAACUAACAAUAACUCUUCCAAGACGACAUCAGAAAUUAAGAGCAAUGAAAGCACAAGAAGAAGACGUUCAGUUUCGUCUACGAAAGAAAGCAGUUGUGAAACAAAUUCUAAAAGAACUGAGAAAGCUGUUAACGAGAAACGUAAAUCAAAUAUUCCCAAAGAAAGGAGACAAAGUCUUGUUGACAAGGAUGGUCGUUCCUCAAAGAAAGACGAAGAUAAGAACACUGUCAAAAGCAAGAUAAUAGAUUUAAGUAAAGGAAGAAGGAGUGAGAGACGAAGCUCUGGAAAUGACGAGAGAAGAAGCUCGGUUCCGGGACUUGAUUCUUCAACAAGUACAAAACAUGUCGGAAGUAAAGAACCCAUAAAAAGAUGGACAAGAUCUUCAAGAAAGGAUAAACACAAUGAGAAGAAUGAAGCAGAGAAGAAGGUGGACAAUGAUAGCAGUCUGCGGAGAGGACGAAGUGACACUCGGGAGAAACAACGAAAUCCGACAGAGAAGGUCAAAGGAUCUGGUGAAAAAGCAAGUAAAGAGAAAACCAAUCUGCGAAAGGUUAAAAGUUCUUCAGAAUCGAACUUGUCAAGCAAGAAAAAGUUAGACGAAACGCAAGGGACCCAGGUCAAGUUCGCGCGAAGGUCCUCACAAGGAUUAUCAAGAAAUGAAGAUCUUUGUAAGAGUAAUACACGAAGGAGUGGUGCGGAGUCUUCGAAGGAACGUUUUUCAAGCACCAGGAAAGACGCUAAGAGCAAAGGCGAAGAAACGCAAAGCAGGGGAAAGAAUUCCAAGACAAUUAGAAAAGAUUCUGAGACGAACAGCAAAGGGGAUAAUAAGAAAGGCAAGAGUGAGAAAUCGACCAAGUCUAAGACGAGUUCUGAUACAAUGAAGAUGGAAAAUAUAUCCGGUCAAAAAGAAGAAGAGAAGAAAGAUUCAAAGGGGAACUCAAAAGUGGAAAAUAAAACAAGCAAAAAGAAUGAAACAGGAAAGAAAUCUGAGUUAAAACGAGAGAAUUCUGGUUUGAAAAGUCGAGAGAAAUCUUCUAAUGAUCGGAAUGACUCGUCCUUGAAGAAGGGUGAUUUCAACAAGUGUGUGAAAACAGGAGACAAGAGUUGUGCACCGAGGAAAGAUAGUUUAAAAGACGAGACCAGAAGCAAGUCCGAUGUGGAAGAUACAAAAACAAAGAGUUCUUCUCAAAACGACAAGCAUGCACGACACUCGGGUAGUACAAGGAUCGUUAAAGAAACUGGGAAAAACGUAAAAAGUUCAAGUAAGGACGGUGAAGAAUGUGUUGAUACGACUAAAUGUUUGCGAAGCAGUUCGGCUAAAAAACUCUGCGAGUUAAAAGAAGGGAGUCUGAAGAAGGAUGUUAAUAAUUCAGUCAAACGAAAAGAUGGUAGUUCAAAGACAACUGACUCUUGUAAAACCACAAAAGCUCAGACUAAGGUGUUUUCUGAGGAAAAAUCUUCGGCUAAAAAGAAACAAAAUGUGGAUGAUAAAUGUAGAAGCAAGUUGGAAAGAAAAGAAGCAGGUGAAACAGUGUCCCAGGAAAGAGAGAGAUCAACACAAUCCAAAACAUCAAAAGAAAAAGCUGAGGAAUCACCACCGUCUGCGAGCUCAAAACUCAACGAUUCAUCGAAGCAGGAUCACAAAGAAAAUGCGGAGAGAUUCUCGGGCAAAAGAAAAAGGGAAAUCACUCCAGAACGAAAACAAAAAACCGCAAAAUUGGACACAAAGAUAAAUGCUGUGAAAACAAAGCAAGCAAAACUACCAGGAAAUGUCGUUACUGUUCGUAUUUUAAAAGUUGACCGAGUUCGUGGAAAGGCACUUGUGUUGAAAAACCGCCAUAUCAAUCAACUGUUUAUAAGAGGAGAUAAUAUUAUUAUGGUCGCGUACGAUAACCUAGAAGCGACUGAAGUUAAGAUAUAA